UUUGUUCCUGUCGUUUUACAGUGCGUAGAAGCACUUUUAAAACUACAUUUCCCACAUAUAAACAGUAUUUGCGACGAACAGAGGUCACACGCGUGCUUUUGAACCACAGGACAGGACCCGCUGUGUGAAAGCUGAGGGAGUAAAGUGCGGUAGUAAAUAGCAACUUUACACAGUUAGCCAGUACAGUAUAAACAAGAAUUGAUGCGAAUACGAAAAAUAUUCACUCGUAUACAAAUGUUGCGUUUAAUGAAUUAACGAACUGCGGUCAGAAACAGGUAGCCUAGCCUGUCAGCUAACGUUAGCUUAUCUUACAAACAUAUCUUCACAUAACUGUCGCUAUGUUUAGGAGUAUUGUUAGACUUCAGAGUCAGUUUGGAAAUAUCCUUUCUCCCAAUAAAGUGUGCCCAAGAAGUCCGCACUUUCGGUUUGCUUUGAAAUACUCCACAGCCAUAACAGAAAGAAAAAGAUUUUAUCAAGAUGUCAGUAUAUCCCAAGGUGAAGGUGGUUUAUAUGAGAUAAACCUAGACAGAAAGAAACUGAAAACCCCUGGAGGGAAGCUGUUCACAGUGCCAAAUGAAGUCCUGGCCAUCGCCGUGGCAACAGAGUGGGAUGCUCAAAGAGACACACUCAAGUUCUACACUAUGCACCUGACUACACUGUGCAACACUGCUCUGGACAAUCCCACCCAACGUAACAAGGAGCAAAUGAUCAAUGCUGCCCUGAAGUUCCUGGAGACUGAUACUGUCUGUUACAGAGUAGAUGAGCCCCACGGAUUGGUUGAGCUGCAGAAGAAUGAGUGGGAUCCGGUGCUGCACUGGAUUGAAAACCGAUAUAACGUCACUAUUGGCUCCUCGUCCAGUAUUUUGGGUCCUGAGAUCCCAGAGGCAACCAAAGACACAUUUCGGCAACACCUGAAUUCUUACAACUUCUGGUCCCUGACAGGGCUUGAGUUUGUGAUCACCCAGCUGAAGUCUGUUGUGCUGUCGAUGGGGAUGAUUGACAGGCAUCUGAGUGUGGAACAGGCUGUGCUGCUCUCUAGACUGGAGGAGGAAUACCAGAUUCAGCACUGGGGAAACGUGGAGUGGGCCCAUGACUACGACAUGUAUGAGCUGAGGGCACGAACCGCUGCUGGAGCUCUUUUUGUUCACCUCUCGUCUGAGGGUUCAACUGUCAAGCGCAAACUUCUGCAGGACCGACAAGGAUAAGCUCAAACAUAAAACUCUUAGUAAGCACACAUCAAAUGUGCCCUCAAACUGAAAGCACCACGGUUUGUCCAUGCUUCCACAUCCACGCAGACAAACACAACACAUCCUGUUUGUUCUAUUUAGCAGUGACAGCUGCUUUGUCUGCGAUCCGUUGUCGAGUCAUCUCACUCCAGUAAAAAAACAACAACAUUGGCUGUCUUUUUUGCAGUGUUUAUAUGUGGCAGCUGCCAAGUGUGCCACCCCUCACCGAGUUUCCAGCCGGUUCUCAGUCAUCCGUGAUAUUUUGGACACUGUGCAUGGUUUCAAGAGAAUAGUGACUAAUGUCGUUGUCCGUUUGGUAGUGGAAUGUUAAUUCCUUGCCCUGCUUUUUCUGUGUGCCACAUUUGAAUAGAGCAAAGGGCCUAUGCUAUCCAAAUGGCACACUAUCAAUACUAAUUGUGCUGUGUGUAGUAUUGCAAUUGUUGAAACAUACUGCAUUUACAAAAAGUUUUUGGAAUUAAGGUUGUCAUUAUCCAUGUUAUAUGUACUUUUGCAUAUUUAGUGUGGUAAUGAUGUGAAAGGUUGAAUGCUAUUCAUCAGUAUCCCCUCCACUGCACUCUGUUCUGUUUCUUCAAAAAGUAUAACUUCAGCGGUAACGUAGACUGCAUCCUCCUCCAGUAGUAUUUUUCAUGUACAAAGCUCAAGGUUUUGUUGCUUUUAAUUUUCAAAUUAAAUUUAAAUAAUGACUCGUGUGUCUCUGCCCUUUCCACCUACUGUAAGCAAAAUGUCAGUUAAUUGUUAAAUUAAAAUCCAAACAAGUUAAAACAUUUUUA
Molecule: messenger RNA, 2017 nt
Organism: Perca flavescens (yellow perch)
Lineage: Eukaryota; Metazoa; Chordata; Actinopteri; Perciformes; Percidae
Gene: atpaf2
Product: ATP synthase mitochondrial F1 complex assembly factor 2
Exons: 8
Coding region: 339-1205 (288 amino acids)
Biological process (GO): mitochondrial proton-transporting ATP synthase complex assembly
Cellular component (GO): mitochondrion
Source: RefSeq, a predicted model, not a curated record